AGAGGGGGCGCAUGUGCGGGGGAAAGUGAGGCAGGCGGGUGGCCGAUCGUAGCCCCGCAGAGACUUUGCAUCUCCAGACACAUUUGUGUGUGUGUCUUCUCCCUGUGUUCCUGAGGGUAGAGCAGAAAGAUCCUGUUCCCUGGGCCGGGCACACCAUGGCUCUGACCCCCAAGGGCUAUGCUACCCACAGCCUUCAGGCUGAGGAGAAAUUAAACAGCAAGAGAAAGGAGAAGGCCUGGCUGCCAGUCAUUGGGAUGAAGCUGGAAAUCAGCACCCCUUUCCUGGGUGUGCACCGCCCCUUCGUGGGACGUUGCUGCCAGAUCUGCACCCCUAGGAGCUGGGAAUCCCUUUUCCACAAGCAUCUUCUCUCCUUGGGCUUCCACAAUGCCAUCCGGGUGACGGAGGAGGACACCAGGUACAGGGGCUGGCUGGUUCGAAGGCUCUGCCACUUCCUGGCAAUAUCCAAUUGGAAAAUUCCUUCUAGCUCCCCUGGAGACUUCGAGAAGAAAAUCUGCCACAGCAAGAGGGUGCAGGAUGUCAUGUUGCAGCAGGUCCCCCAGGCAAGAGGGGACAGCCCCAUUCUCAGCCAGUCCCCAGCAGGCUGGAGGAGUGAGGUUCUUCAGGUCCUGAGUCAAGUUCAGGCUCCAAUCUCCCUGCUCCUGGUGAGGCUGUGCAGCUGGGCUCUGCUCAAAGUCCUGACCCGCUUGUUCCACAAUGUGCUGCUCCAUAAAGGGCAGGUAGAGAUGGUGCGCAAAGCAGCCCAAGUGCCUGAUGUCCCCCUGGUUUUUCUCUCGACUCACAAGUCCUGCCUGGAUGGGCUGCUGCUUCCCUUCCUCCUGUUCUCUCAAGGCCUCGGGGUGCCCAGAGUGACUUGGGAGUACCAAGCCUUUACCCCUCCCCUCAGGGCUCUGCUGAGCCAGCUGGGAGGGAUUUUCCUGCCACUGGAAGCGGAGCAUGUGGCAGACCGCAACCAGGGAGCACUCUCCAGGGCUGUCCUUACCUCAUACGCUGAGGAGCUGCUGAAGAGCCGACAGCACCUGCUGAUCUUCCUAGAGAAGCCCUUUUCCAGUGCCCCCCACCUCUCUGCCCCCGGCUGGGACUGGCUGGCACUGGUGCUGGGUGCUUUCCAGGCUGGAGCUGUUCCUGAUGUCCUGUUGGUGCCUGUAGGCAUUUCCUAUGACAUGGCCCCUGAUGUGUGUUUUGGGAGCCAAGCGAGCUCAGCCCGACCUCUCAGCUUCUGGUCCUGUCUCCUGCCCAUCUGCCGAGCCCUGGGCCAAGGAUUUGGCUGCGUCCGAGUGGAUUUUGCCCAGCCAUUCUCCUUGCAGGAGUAUGUCGCAAACAACUGCUCCAGACAGAGCUGCAUCAGGAAGUCCCUGGAGGAGCUGCUGCUGCCCGUGGUCUUUGGCAAGCGCACCAGCCUGAUGGACUGUGAGAAGUCAGAGGAGGGGCUCCUGGGCCUCAGAGCUGCUGUGGCACUGAAAGCAGAAGAACAGAUCCUGGUGGGCAGGCUUGGCCUACACUCCCUGACUGCUGGCGUGUCCUGCUCUGCUGUUACGGCUGUGGGGAUUAUGUCUGCCCUCCUGCUACACAAGCACCGCGAGGGCGUCUUCCUCUCCCGUCUCAUGUCAGACUUUGCAUGGCUGACGGAGGAGAUAUUGUUGCACCAGAGAGAUGUGGCCUUCUCGGGGCAGCUCCGGGCUCUGGUGCUGCACAGCUUGACUCUGCUCCGGGGCUGCGUCUCCCUGCACCAGCUCUCCCUAGGUGAUGUCUUGGUGGCACCCCAGGCCACGGAGCCAGCCAUGAGGCAGCUGAGCCUGCAUGGUGCUGCCCUGCUGCCCAUCUUCAUGGCUGAGGCUGUGGGGGCCUGUGCCAUCAAUGCCCUCCUUGUGGAGAUGCUGCCUUUCUUGGGGCCCACCGCCCUGCCGGCCGACAUCAUCCUGAGUCAACAGGAGCUGCAAGAGAAGACUCUGGUGCUGGUCCAGCUUCUGCCCCGGGACUUCCUCCUGCUCCAGCCCUGCCAGCCGGCCUUUUGUUACUGCCAGGACGUCCUGGACAAGCUGAUCCAGUGCGGGCUGCUGGUGGCCGAGGAGGCAUCCAGCGAGCGUCCAGCCUGUGACACCUCCCGCCGACGUUUCUCCGGGGAGCUGAUGUGGAAGGAGACGGGCGAGUUCAGUGAUGACAGCGACUACGAUGAGGACAGUGGCAAGCGCUGCUUCAAGAUAAGCCAGCUGGACAACUGCUUCGACUUCUUCCUCUUCCUCUGUAGCCUCCUGAGCCCUGUGCUAAGGACCUACGAGAGAGCUGCUGCCUUCCUUGCUGAGUCUUGCUGCCCCCAGCCAGAGCCAGCGUACACGGAGAAGCUGCAAGGGAUCCUGCUGAGGAAGGCAAGGGAAGACGGCUCCUUUGAGGGAGAAUCCGUGCCUCUCGGGGCAGCCUGGUUGGAUGCAAAACCACCCUCAGAUGAGGGCCCUGAAACAGGACACCAAACUCCAGAGUGUGUGAACAGGAGCAUGGCUGUGAGCUCCGUCCGGACCUUCAAGGAGCUAGGGGUGCUGCAGGAGCUGCCGACCCCAGCAGGGCCCAAGCUCUACCUCUCAGAAUCUUUCUCCCUCAGAGAGAACCAGGAGAGCCUGAAGAAGUUCAUCCAGCAGUUUAUAUAUUGCUAGGGCCAUGCCAGGAGGGCUGUCUCGGGCCUUGAGAAGUCAUAUCCCAUCCCAGAUCCCGUUGUGCCUCCCUCACCCAAUGGAAGCCAGACUGCCACAUUGCAAAGUUUGAAUAUUUGUCCUGUCUGCUUGGGGAAAUCCCCCUGUGAUGUGGUGGCUGGUGGCCAGCCCAGCCCAGCCAUGAUGGGGUUACGAGGGAGGGCACCAACUGGAGCAGGGGGAAAUCCUGGCAUUUGGCUGAAAUACUCAUGUCUAAUUUGAGAGGGGGAUAGAUCUGCUGACUGUACCUGGGUUGUGGGUUUGCUGAUAGCCUGUGGGGUCUUCCCCUGGAUGUUGAGGUUGGGGGCUGGAGGGUGGGCUUACCACUUCCAAAGUCUCUGGGCAUCUCCCUGGUGUCUUUUCCCCAUCAUGGCUGGAAAACACAGGUGAGGUCACAGAGCACUUGGCAUAUGGUUUCAGCUGAGAUGCAACAGGUGGGAGGUUCAUGUUGCUGUGUCACAAGGACUGAUGUUUCAAGCCUAGUUAAAAUAGUGUCACUGUAAAAGGAAUUAAUUAAAAGCCAAAGAAUCA
Messenger RNA from Alligator sinensis (Chinese alligator), 3233 nucleotides. It is a transcript of the gene GPAT2, whose product is annotated as glycerol-3-phosphate acyltransferase 2, mitochondrial. The coding region runs from base 156 to 2666 and encodes 836 amino acids. The record is from RefSeq and is a predicted model, not a curated record. The transcript is spliced from 24 exons. NCBI's taxonomy places the organism in Eukaryota, Metazoa, Chordata, Crocodylia, Alligatoridae. Gene Ontology annotation, cellular component: mitochondrial membrane.